Molecule: messenger RNA, 720 nt
Organism: Rotaria sp. Silwood2
Lineage: Eukaryota; Metazoa; Rotifera; Eurotatoria; Philodinida; Philodinidae
Source: the annotation of a GenBank genome assembly
AUGAUGUCUGAUGAUCACGGUUUCGAACAAGAGAAUUUAAAUAGUCUUAUUAUAUCAAUUGAUACAUCAUGUUCAAUUGGUAAUUAUAUUGAUUUAGCUAAAAAUAUAUCAAUUAAUAUUGUUAAUCAAUAUGGUCAAUUAGAAUAUGCUCCACAUAAUUUUAUAUUAAUAUCAUUUAAUAAUAAUUAUGCAAAGAUAAUUAUUAAUUCACGUAAACCAAAUGAUUUAAUUAAUGCUAUUCAAACAUUGAAUCCAUGUGAAAAUUAUACUUCAAUAUUAGGUGGAAUGUAUUAUAGUAGUCUUAUUGAAGGUUUAAUACAAUCUGAAUAUUCAUCUGUUAUUUACACAUUUACAGAUUCACCAGCAAGUGAUAGUUAUUUAAAAUAUAAAGCACGUGCUUUACUUCGAAAUAAACAUAUUGUUAUUUAUUCAUUUGUGGGUCAAAAAAUGAAAAAACUUCUACUUAAAAAUAAAUUUCAACGUACUGUUCAAUUAGAUGAAAAUGAUGAUGGUACAGAUUUACCAUCGGUUAGCGGUGGUUUGACAUAUCCUAUUACUAUUAAUGAUCAAUCUGUUAUUUCCGAAUUUAUACUUCGUCGUUUAGAAUGGACAAGAUUACAAACUUUAGUUAUUAUUUCUAAUUAUAAUUCAACAUCAAUUACAUUUUUUGUUGAUUCAUCAAUUGAUGAACUUCAUAUUGAUAUAUCAUCAACAGGUUAA